AUGAGCAUCCGUGUGGGAAUUAACGGCUUUGGCCGCAUUGGUCGUAUCGUCCUCCGUAACGCCAUUGAGCACGGUGACCUGGACGUCGUCGCCAUCAACGACCCCUUCAUUGACCUCGACUACAUGGUCUACAUGUUCAAGUACGACUCGACCCACGGCCGCUUCAAGGGCACCGUCGAGACCAAGGACGGCAAGCUCAUCAUCAACGGCAAGGCCAUCACCGUUCACGGCGAGCGUGACCCCUCGGCUAUUCCUUGGGGCCAGGACGGUGCCGACUACGUUGUCGAGUCCACCGGUGUCUUCACCACCAUCGACAAGGCCGGUGCCCACCUCAAGGGUGGUGCCAAGAAGGUCAUCAUCUCGGCUCCCUCGGCCGACGCCCCCAUGUUCGUCUGCGGUGUCAACCUUGACCAGUACAAGUCGGAGUACAAGGUCAUCUCGAACGCCUCGUGCACCACCAACUGCCUUGCUCCCCUCGCCAAGGUUAUCCACGACAACUUCGGCAUUGUCGAGGGUCUCAUGACCACCGUCCACGCCACCACCGCUACCCAGAAGACCGUCGACGGCCCCUCGGCCAAGGACUGGCGUGGUGGCCGUGGCGCUGCCGCCAACAUCAUCCCCUCGUCGACCGGUGCCGCCAAGGCUGUCGGCAAGGUCAUCCCCUCGCUCAACGGCAAGCUUACCGGCAUGUCGUUCCGUAUCCCUACCGCCGACGUUUCGGUUGUUGACCUCGUCGCCCGCCUCGAGAAGGGUGCCUCGUACGACGAGAUCAAGGCCUGCAUCAAGAAGGCCUCGGAGUCGCCCGAGCUCAAGGGCAUCCUCGGCUACACUGAGGACGACGUUGUCUCCACCGACUUCCUCGGCUCGACCGAGUCGUCGGUCUUCGACGCCAAGGCCGGUAUCGCCCUCAACGCCAACUUCGUCAAGCUCAUCUCGUGGUACGACAACGAGUACGGCUACUCGCGCCGCGUCUGCGACCUUAUCGCCUACGCCGCCAAGGUUGACGGCUCCGCUUAA
Apiotrichum porosum is the source of this 1017-nucleotide messenger RNA. RefSeq lists its product as uncharacterized. The record is from RefSeq and is a predicted model, not a curated record. Gene Ontology annotation, biological process: glucose metabolic process. The transcript is spliced from 4 exons. The coding region runs from base 1 to 1017 and encodes 338 amino acids. NCBI's taxonomy places the organism in Eukaryota, Fungi, Basidiomycota, Tremellomycetes, Trichosporonales, Trichosporonaceae. Gene Ontology annotation, molecular function: NAD binding; NADP binding; oxidoreductase activity, acting on the aldehyde or oxo group of donors, NAD or NADP as acceptor.